Messenger RNA from Amphibalanus amphitrite, 3824 nucleotides. RefSeq names its product target of rapamycin complex 2 subunit MAPKAP1-like. Bases 1859 to 3514 code for a protein of 551 amino acids. Gene Ontology annotation, molecular function: phosphatidylinositol-4,5-bisphosphate binding. Gene Ontology annotation, biological process: TORC2 signaling. The record is from RefSeq and is a predicted model, not a curated record. The transcript is spliced from 11 exons. Lineage: Eukaryota; Metazoa; Arthropoda; Thecostraca; Balanomorpha; Balanidae. Gene Ontology annotation, cellular component: cytoplasm; TORC2 complex; plasma membrane.
AUAAUGCAGUACCGUCCAGGACGGUCCAUCCCACAUGCUGAUGCGCUGUCAAGGGCGGUGUCGGGAGGUGUGGUUGGUCACAUUGAUCUCAAGUCUGAUGAACACCGUAUCCUUCUGGCCCAGCGCAGUGAUCCAGAUAUAUUGCUGGUUGUCGUCAGUCUUUUGCAUGGUUUGCCAAAUGUAUCUAGUCAGUCGUCUGUCGUACGACACUAUUUGUCAGUGAAAGAGGCUUUGGAAGUGGACAGCUCUUCGGGGUUGUUAUACAUUCACGCGGACAACCACAGGCGUCUUGUCGUUCCAGCUUCCAUGGUCGAUGAGAUACUCUCAGAGUCCCACGACAGUCGCUGGGCGGGUCAUUUGGGAAUUUCAAAGACUACUGAGAAGCUGAAGUGCCGUUUCUAUUGGCCCCGAAUGACCAUUGACGUAGCCAACUUCGUCAAAUCUUGCUCUCCAUGUUCCAAGAAGAAAAGCCCUUGCCAUCCCCUCAGGGCGGAGUUCGGGAAGAUGCCUCUUCCAGCCCGACCUUGGGAAUGGGUCUCCACAGACAUUACGGGACCCUUUCCGUUGACGGACUCUGGUAACCGAUACAUCCUGGUAGUGGUCUGCGGAUUUUCGAAGUGGGCCGAGGCAUUUCCCAUUCCCAACCAGGAGGCGGAAACGGUUGCUAGGAUCCUGGUUAGGGAGCUCUUCUGCAGGUAUGGGUGUCCACGCGUUAUCCACUCAGACCAGGGUCGCAAUUUCGAGAGCCGAUUGUUUAAGGAAGUCUGUCGACAUCUGGAUAUCGACAAAACACGCACGACGGGUUACCAUCCAUCCGGAAACGGACAGGUGGAACGUUUCAACAAAACCCUGUGCUCCAUGAUGGCUGCUUUCGUUUCAGACAAUCAAAGGGAUUGGGACACGGUGGUCCCAAAAGUUGUUUUUGCUUACAACACGAGCAAGCAUGAGACUACCGGUGUUUCUCCUUUCGAGAUAUUUCAUGGUCGCCCGGCCAGACUCCCUCUCGACGUCACUUGUGGUGGUGGUGACUGUCCGGCAGACAGGAUCUGUUCCCCUCGAGAGUUUGAGGAGGUCCGUCGGAAGGUGGCUGCUGCUAUCGAGGAAGCAGCUGCCAAACGGCGUCAGCGUCAGGUUGUGAACCAGAUGCAGUAUCAGGUGGGUGACCGGGUGUGGCUGCACAGAGCGGUCGGGCGAAAGGGACUUCCCCCAAGCUGCAGAGUCCCUGGUCGGGCCCCUUUGAUAUCAUUGAGGUGCUGUCGCCGCAGAACUAUCGCUUGAGGUUAAAGAACGGUAGGAAGGUGGUAGUACAUCAUGAUCACCUGAAACCGUAUGUAGAACGUGAGGAGUAUGCGCGCAAAGGUAGCCAGGAUGAACAGGAUGAGGAUGAUCAUGGAUCUCAGUCUGAGUCUGUUGAUGCUGGUCAAGUGGUAGAGGAAGACGAUGAUGACUAUGUGCCAUAUCUGUCUCAACAUCGCGCACCCGAUGUGUGUAUCGAUCACAGAGCGGACGUCCUAAGUGGUCUGGAGCAUGCUAACGUAGAAGCACCGUUGCUAUCCUCUAGUACAGUCGCAGAUGCUACGGAUCAGGAAGCUUCUGUUGGUGCCGAGGGGGAUACGAGUGUGCUGCACAGCGCUGAUGGAGGAACUGUGCCCGAUGUAGACUCGAGGGACGGUGCUUGCGUUGUUGUCACGGAUAGUGUGGCUGAUGGUGAUGACAGGCUGACGACAGGAGGUGAUGGGGAUACUGGGACUAACGCUGUCAGACGAAGUAAAAGAAAAAGAUCCGCCCCAAAGCUUUAUGGAGAAUGGCUGUUUAGUUAACUUCAUGUGUUCCUACGCACGAUGUUACAUGGCGGUGUAUGGCGGGGAGGAAUGUGACGAAUGUGUCCUGUGCAUGUUGUGACUGUGUGUUAUCCUUCCCCGGCAGACCUGUAUCUGGGCCGAAUACAUGCUUUGAACUGAACAUUACAAGAUGUAGGCACAAUUUCGUUGCAGGACCUACACAAGAUAGCAUGUCAUUCUUUGAUGAUGCAGAGUGGCUACAAUCACAUAUUGUUAAUUCAUUCAUCACCAGUGAUGACACAGGUCUUUGUGAGAUGGUGAUGUCCAGUGAGUGUGCGUCCUCCGGCGCGGCCGCCGGUGACCCCUCCGAGCGGGAUACCUACUUCGAGCCUCACUCGAUCGACAUCGUAAUGGACAUGGACAUCGGCGGCCACCGGCGGCGCUCCAACACUUCACAGCGGCUCGACAAACUGAAGAAGGAGCGCAAAAACGCGGCACGCAUCAAACACAUCAUCUGGCAGCCCAACGCCGACCCCUUGCCAGAUGCUGACCGGGAUUUUGUGUUCGAGAAGAAGCCCAUCGUUAUUGCUGAGCGGCCAAAGACGUCACUGCUGACAGAGCAGCUCAACUCGCUCGACCUCUCCGACAAUCCGUUCACCGAGUACUCCAAGUUUGACGGCAGAGCGCACGCCGGGGUGCCGACGCGGCGCAUCAACAUCUUUCUGACGAUGGCGCCGCCCGAGGAGCAGGCGUUCCCGAUGUCGGUGACGGUGGUGGCCAGCGCGCGCGUCUCGGAGCUGAUCGGACUCAUCUGCUGGCAGUACACCAGCGAGGACAGAGAGCCGCCGCUACGCCACUCGCCGGAGCUGUACAGCCUCCAUAUCGCUGAGGACGAUGGGGAGGUGGACUGGGACUUUCCGCCGCUCGACGACCGAGAAACGGUGGCCAAGUUCGGCUUCAGCGUGCUGGCCCUGGUCGAGACCGAGCAGACCGAGGUCACUGUGAACGUGGACGGCCGGGACGGUCAGGACCAGGUGACUCUGUCGCUGAAGAAACGCAACGCCACGGUGGCUGAGAUUCUGAACGCGGUGGUGUCGCAGCGGCCUGACCUUGCUCCAGAUAAUGAGGUGGAGCUGGCGCUGGAGCGAGCCGACAACAGCAGCACGGCGGCGUCUCCACUAAGCGCCGACACGCGUCUUUCACAGCUUGCCUGUCAGCACUUCAACCUCAUCAAGACUACGUCCGCCCGAAAACACAAGGACACGGCUGUGGUGGAGGAGCCUAAUUUCAGCGGCCAGAUGUCCGCCAUGGAAGCCACCGUCUAUCAGACCUUCAAGGUCAACAUGCUCUCCAGCCUGGUCAUCAAGGCGCCCAUCCAGCUCGGUAUUUCGGGUGACCGUGUUGAGAUCGACCCGGUCCAGAUGCGCUCCUCCCUGAACGUGUCUAAAUUUCUGAGCAAGCCGCGCGCCGUGACGUAUCAGAUUGACUGCAUCAUGGAGUGUCGCCUACUGGACGUCAAGUACGGAGGGCGUGCGGUGCUGCGCCUGGUGUACAUGCUGCCCUCUGACGGCGGCUACAAGCACCACGACCUGGAGGCCGACCUGGGCACGGCCAAGGAGAUCGUCCGCAAGCUCGAGUACAUCCUCGACUUCCGCUCCAGUAUGAACCGCAAGACAUACCUGCAGCAGAAGGAGAAGCGUACUCUUCUCGGCACGCUGUCCUCGGGAAAGUGAGGACGGGGUGCCGGGGAUGGGAGAAGUGGGGUGCCUGUACCUGCCCGGCGGCCGCCUGGUGAGCGUCCGCGCGGGGUGAAUCACCAAUGCAACUGUCGUGUUUUUUACUGUUCCUAAGUCGUUUACCUAUACUGGAAGCGUUUUAAUUAGUGUCGGUGGCCGGUGUUUUCGGAAUGUCGUGUAAGAAGUAAGAACCACUGGCGGGUUUCGAGCCUGCCUCUCCGCUGGUCGGAGUGUGGCUCGACUUAUUGAAGUGCUGUGACUGUCAUGUGUUCAUGUAAACUGUAUCAUAUAUACAUUGUAAUCUCGA